Molecule: messenger RNA, 426 nt
Organism: Labeo rohita (rohu)
Lineage: Eukaryota; Metazoa; Chordata; Actinopteri; Cypriniformes; Cyprinidae
Product: collagen alpha-4(VI) chain-like
Exons: 4
Coding region: 25-426 (133 amino acids)
Source: RefSeq, a predicted model, not a curated record
UAAACCCAUGUGUUCUUAUUUCUGAUGUGUAAACUAGGGGUCAGCGCACUGCUGAUUGUGUCUUUGGAGGGAAUAAUAGACGUUCACGAGCUGGAAUUUGGCAGAGGUUUCGGCUACAUGCAGCCUCUGACAAUCAACAUGCUGAAUUUAGGCAAUGCUCUAAUGAAACAGAUAGAAACAGUGGCGCUGAGGGAAUGCUGCAAUAUGUCUUGUUCAUGCACCGGGGUACCUGGACCACCAGGACACCCUGGAUUGCCAGGUCAAAAGGGAAAUACUGGUCAGAAGGGUCAUCCUGGAUAUCCAGGAGAUGAAGGUGUUGAGGGAGCGUUGGAUGAGGUGCUGGCUCAUGAGGGCGCGCAGGAGGGCGCGCUGAUGGGGGAGCCGAUUCAGGAGGGCGCGCAGGAGGGCGCGCAGGAGGGCGCGUAG